This is a messenger RNA of Eimeria mitis, 744 nucleotides long. RefSeq lists its product as uncharacterized. Gene Ontology annotation, molecular function: transcription cis-regulatory region binding. Gene Ontology annotation, biological process: regulation of transcription by RNA polymerase II. The record is from RefSeq and is a predicted model, not a curated record. Gene Ontology annotation, cellular component: nucleus. The transcript is spliced from 3 exons. Bases 1 to 744 code for a protein of 247 amino acids. NCBI's taxonomy places the organism in Eukaryota, Apicomplexa, Conoidasida, Eucoccidiorida, Eimeriidae.
AUGAUAGAGAGAAGGAGACUAGAAAACGACCAAAGGAGACUCAGGGGAGAACCACUGCUACCCCCAGAGCCAGAGGGGCUGGCGGUGAGGCCCAUUGACCCUCCCUCUCUUCUCCCCUCUAUGCUUCUCGGCCAACAAGCAAUACAACAUGUAAAAGAAGUCUGUGAUGCAUGCAGAGACACAGUAGGAGAUAUGUUUCUACUCAAUAACGCUGCGAAACCAUACCCAACCUGCAUCGCCUGCACCUUCAACAACCCGCGCGGCCGCACGCGCUGCGCUGUCUGCAACACUCAGCUGCAGCCCAGCAGCAGCAGCAGCAGCAGCAGCAGCAGCAGCAGCAGUAGCAGUAGCAGUAGCAGCAGCAGCAGCAGUAGCAGCAGCAGCAGCAGCAGCAGCAGCAGCAGCAGCUAUAACGUGCCGGACCUCGCCGAGGCCUUCCCAGCCCUCCAAGCAGCAAACGGACGCCGCAGCACGCCACAGCAGCAGCAGCAGCAGCAGCAGAAACAACAGCAGCAGCAGCAGCAGCAGCAGCAGCGGCAGCGCAAGCCUCUCACUCUGGCGGAUUCUGCUGCCCGCAGUGUACAUACAGCAAUGACCCCUCAAGGAGAAGAUGCCAGCUCUGCGACUGUCUCCUCACCUAGUGCUGCAGCAGCAGCAGCAGCAGCAGCAGCAGCAGCAGCAGCAGCAGAAGCAGCAGCAGCAGCAGCAGAAGCAGCAGCAGCAACAGCAGCAGGUGGAUUGUAG